AUGGCCAAUUUUUUGGCCGUCCCAGUCCCCACGAUGGGUCGGCGAAGACAUCGCGCCGUCUCGGAGAACGUUUUGGGAACCGAAUUGUACAAAGAAAGAGAGGAGGAGAAUGUGUUGCGAAGCUCGUGGGAGGUGGCCAAGACCCAUUUUGGCCAUGUGAAGGUGACUCCAGCUCCAAGCAGAGUGAAAAUUGAUGAUGACCGGUUAGUUUUGGGGGGUUUUGAGUGAUUUGGAGGGGGUUUGAGUGAUUUUGAAGGGUUUUUCUGUGAGUUUGGAGGUUUGGGAAGAGCUGUGAGAUUUUUUGGAUAACUUUUGAGGUUUUUUGAGCGUUAUGGAUAACUUUUGAAGUCUUUUCGAGGUUUUUAAAAAUUUCUGGGGUUUGGUUUGUGGAUCACUUUUGAGGUUUUUUGGAUAACUUUUGAGGUCUUUUGAGAUUUUUGAGAUGACUUUUUUUCGUCUGUUUCUGUGUGAUAUUGUGUAAAAGUAAUUUAUUAUGAAUCAUUAUGGAAUGUACAUGAUUAAUUUCUCCUUUCCCCUGCUUUUUUGCUUCGAAAUUCUCUAAAUUUUGACCUAUUUCCGACUAAACCAGAGAUCACUCUUUCCGCCCCUUUGCUCAAAUGAAUUUUUAAACUCGAAAAAAUCUUUGCAAAAGCGGAAAUUACCAUAUUUUUUAAAAAUUUUAUUGAAAUAUUUUUUUUUUGUAAAAUACGAACUUUUUAUUUUUUGGUGUAAAUUUUUUUAUUUUAGUGUGUAAACAGUGGUUUUUGAAGAUUUUAGGGGUAAAAUAUGUUAUUCAAAAGUUUUUGAAUCUGUAAAAAAAAAUUUUGGUUUUUAAAUUUCACCCCAUUAUAACGCGAUUUGAAAGUUUUGGGGCUAAAGUAUACGAUAACCCGAUGGUCUCUCUUCGCUUUACCAAAGAUCAGCCGGUUCCCAUGUCGACGGAAUUGGAGCGUUUUUUGAAUCGGACGAUUCGGGAAGCACGCCAAAAACAGAGAUCACUUUGGGGGAAAAAUAAAAUUUUUGCAAGUUUUUUGGUGCGAAAUUGGAAAUAAAAAUGUUUUUGGGGGUCAAAAAUGUUUUUGAUAGCGUAGUUUGCAAAAAAAUUUGAAAAAUUUUUGGAAAAAAAAUAUUUUUUUACUGUGAAAAUGUUUUAAAAUGUCCUAAAAUAAUGUAGAUUGUCCGAAAAACGUUCGUAAAGAGUGUGUGGAAUGUCCUGACACGGUCCAACGUCCACGUACUGUUCCCGUUUCAGUCCCCGAGAACGCGUGUUUUACGUGCUGGCCCGACCCUCCAAGUCCCUGCUCACUCGUCGCCCGAUGCUCGAACUCCAUGACAACUCGCCGCUCCGAGAGUGCGACGAGGAGGAGAGCGAGGAGAGGGCGCCGAAAAAGAAGCGGAAAAAGCGCAACCGAAAGAAGCGAAAGCACACGCCGGAAACGACCCACCCCACCUUAUCCAUGAUGUCCAACAUCAAGUCGGCUGCCAAAAACCCAACGAAAAAGGUGGAUGAAGCGCCAAAGAAGGUGCAAGAAGACUCCAGAGAGCAUCAGCAGCCUACAGUGAGGUCGGAUUUGUCCUUGGAAACACUUUCUGGCUCUCAAAAUGCAUCCACAUCAAUGUCCGGCGAUGGCCAACCGGAAAAAGACCGGUAUAGCGUGAGGAAGGGCACAAUCGAACAUGAUCUCGUCGCGUGGGUCACGGUGGACCAAAUCGGACUGGUAAGGUAAGAAAAAUUGGAAAAAUUUGAAUUUUUUGGACUUUUUUUUUGAAAAAAAAAGAAUUAGAAAAGAUUCGAGCGGAAAUGAGGUUUCCCGAAGUUGUUGUAUCGCCUUUUGUAUGGUCGAGCCUCCUUGAGAAUUCCGAUUAGUCACCACGAACGUGGCUCUAAGGAAGUUACGAAUGUUGAGUGAUGAAUUGAACACCUCCCAUGUGGAAUAUGUGUGGUUUUUUGUUGUUUGAUGGAUGUUGCCGCGACAUUUUUGCCGUGAUUUGGUUGUAUUUGAUGUUGAUUUUAAUUUGGAGUAACAAAAAAUGGCAGAAAGUCGGAAUAAAGAGGAAAAAUUCAAAGAAAUUUGAAAAAAGUUUAAAAAAUUGCCUUUUUUAGGGGGUUUGGACGAAAAUUGUGGAUUUUGAUACUUUUAUCGAUGGUUUUUAGUGGGAUUUGGGUUUUAGAAGACUUAUUAGACCUUGAUUUGUUGUCUAUGUUAAAAUUUUUUUGUCAUUUGCCUAUUUUUGGGUUUAAAUUUUCACUUGUUUGCCUUGAAUUAGCUUUUUUUGCUGUUUUUGUGAGCUCCCGCUCAAAUCACGUGUCGUGAUCGUAUCUAUCGAACUCAAAAACAUUCGUAAAACUUAUUUUUCUCUUUCUCUUCCAAAAAUGGCACGAGACCCUCACUUUACAACCCGCUCAAGAAAAGCCCGAUUACGUAACAACGGUGACAUUUUUUUUGGUCUUGCGAAUUUCGCGAACACUCUUUUCCUAAUCGCCGAUGGAGAUCUGCAUCUUGUUAUUUGCGUUGUGAAACGGGACACACUGACGGAAUAUGAGUCGUUUAAAGGUGUUUGACGGUCCUCAGUCUGAUCAUUAGUGUUCGGCGAGACAACUCUCUCCCUUCCUCAACGUGUUUCCGAAAAAAGAUUGAAAAUUCGAAAGCGAAAGUAAGUGAAAAACAAUUUUUUUUCCCGUUUUUUCGCAGGUUUAUGAUCUCAAGCUUGUUGUAGUUUGCAAGUUUUACGAUAGGUCUCCCUAGAAAUACGUGCUUGUGAGCUGAUCGACACCCCACUAUCACUGUAGCCAGAAAAACUUAUCGGACUUUGAGAGGGCACCCUUGAUUACUGCUUAAUUCCCGUUUUGAUGAGCUGUAAAUACUUAUCAGUUGUUAUAAAUACUGUGUCUAAGCCGCUGGAGUUGUGCUUGCGAAAGGUCGAGCAAACAGAAAUUUGAGGGAAAUAGUGUGGGCAAUCUUGAGGCCGAUGUGAAUUUGGGCUGAUUUUAAUACACAGAUUAGUGAGGUGGGAUGACCACACAUUGUGGUAUAAGAAUUGGCGAAAAAAUGGGUAAAUCAAUGUCUAAGAGGUAGAGAAGUAUUUGAUAAGCGCUAAAAAUGGUUGUUGUUGACAUCUUCGAGCAUACUCUGUAAGUUUUAGAUGAUAAGUCUUCCUUUUUACGACAUUUUGGGCUUGGGUGUGUCAAUUUUGGUUCCAAUGAAUUUGAGGCCAUUUCAAAGGUAUAAAAGGGGUCCUCAAAGUCAACCAACCCAAAAACACCUUGGUUACGUGACUUGCUAACUUCGUUGGACGAAAAUUUCGGCAAUGUGAUCAAGUUGGCAACUAUUUGUAACACAACCUGUGACGGAGACACAAAAAGACUAGUAAUUGUCAAUAGAGGAGCAUUUGGAAAUUGUGGAUACUUUUUCCAAUGUUAAUAUGCUCUCUCUUGACAAUAAGUAGUCUUUUUGUGUCUCCAUCACAGGUUGUGUUACAAAUGGUUGGCCAAUUUGGUCACGUUGUUGAAAUUUUCGUCCAGCGGAGUUGGCUAGUCACUGUAAUCGAAGUGUUUAUGGUUUGGUUGACUUUGAGGACCGCUUUUAAAGCCUUAAAGUGACCUCACAUUCUUUGAAACCAAAAUAUACAUGCUUAAUUUGAUUCGGCUCCGCCCACUAUUUAUGUGGAUAGGAGUCGGUAUUGCACCCAUUAUUGAUGUGGGAUGGAGUCGGUAUUUCACGUGGAAUUCAUAACAGAAGCGAAACUAAGGAUUUUGAGGUGAAAAAUUUCGCUCAUUAGAGUAGAAAAUAAGUCUUGUCGAAAAUAAAAAACAGGCAUUUCAUAUGCCAGUGUCUAAAGUUGCAGUCUCAUAUGGAAAAGUCUCCACUAAGGUCGCGGCUAAAAAUACCACACCAUUUCCACGUUUUGCGAAAGCACCGACGGCCGAACUGAUAAGCAGUUCCCUGUGCUCCCGAUCGCACGAUUCUCAAGUGACCCAGAAUUGGGAGGAAAGAACGUUUCAGAAACCUUUGAGUCGGCAGUUUGUUAGCAAAGAUCGACGUGGUGGCCAGAUUCGCCUCACAACUGAUAUAAAAGCCUCGAUUAUGAGGCGUGUGCUUGAUUUUUCCAUUGUUUUGAGUGUUUUAGGGAACAUAUAAGGUUGCUUUCAUUUACAAUUGGCAUAAAGCAGUUGCCAUAGCUGACUCAGUGACUUGUUACAACCGCCGGCGGCGGAACCCGUUUUAUCCGUCACUUCCGUGUACUUUUUCCUCGGAAUUUCACUUAUGCCCUCCAACGGAUCUCUUUUUUGAGGUAGCACCCAAAAAACCCUUCUCAAAUAUCUCGCAAAUUAAAGCUAGACGAAAUUCCGGCGAUUCCACGCAACGAUAAGACCGCUCAUUGCUCUAAUUUUUGAUUUAUGACUGCGUUGCAAGUUGGUGGGCUUAGUUUUGAGAGGAGAGAUGUAGGUUAUUGGGGAUGGUUUGGACUUACAGUGUGGGACCUGAUCCAGUGGCAAAAAACGUGCCGUUUUGCAUCCGGGAAGUAUCAAAAAUGUGGCAAAAUGCUUCCUUCUUCAAGUGAAAAAACUAAGACUUCAAAAGCGCGCCUUCUCUUUUUGUGAGGGAAAGGGCGCGCACUUCAAAACGAAGUUUUUCACUUGGAGAGGGAAGCAUUUUGCCACAUUUUUGAUACUUCCCGGAAGCAAAAUGGUAAUUUUUUUGCCGCUGGAUCAGGUCCCUCACUGUAAUUAACCCGGCAUAACAGGCUCUGGAAAAAUUUUUCGCGUAAUCUAAAGGUAAAAUCGGAACAAACACGCCGGUUUGACGGUAGAAUUCGCCGAAACAAACAGUUUUGGAGGGAUAAAAUCUAUUGAAACUUUUGUUAACUCCUUUGAAGGUCAUUGUUACAAAAAAAAGACAACGAACAGUGACGAAAAGGGCAGAAAUUGCCUCGCCGUUCGCUCCGCAUUCGGUUCCCAAUCUUGACCUACAAAAAAUUGUUCGACAAUUCGCCGCACCCGGGGUCGUCGCGCACUCCGGUAGCCGGCGAAACGAUGAGCGCCAAGGGUUUAAAGCGCCGCGACGUGAAAGGGCCGCGAGAUGCGCGGAUCUUCUCUUUCCUUCCUUUUUUCUUUUUUUGCCAUUCCCCUUCGGUACGCUCCGCACCAGCCAGCCUGAAGUCGGAAUGGAGACGGCGAAGAUACGCGUCGCUCUCUUUCCGAAUCGCCCCGCAAGCCGUUUUGGGGAUUUCCGAACUUUUUUUCUCGCCCUAAUCGCGAUUAGUUAUGGGAUUUAAUGUGUCGGUAAUGGCUUUGUGGCUUACAAUAUGAGUUGUUUUUCUUCGGCAAAACGUUGCAGACUCUUGAGUUGUCUGCUAGACGGGCUUCUCGAAAGUAGGUCAGAAUUCGCGCGAGUCGAACUACACGUCGGAAUUUGUGCCCUUUCCGGACGCGACUUAAAGCGGAGAAGUUGUUUUUUUGAAGAGUUUCUUUUGAAAGUUUCGUGAUUUGAGCUUCGAAUUUUGAAUUGUGAAGAGUUUUGAUGAAGAAAAGGCUGAAUUCCCGAGAUUUUGAGUUGAUUUUGAGGAAUUUGAUCCUACAGCGAGGGACCUGAUCCAGUGGCAAAAAACGUAGCAUUUUUUAUCCGGGAAGCAUCAAAAAUGUGGCAAAAUGCUUCCGUCUCCAAGUGAAAAAAACUUUGUUUUGAAGGGCGCGAGUUUUUUCACUUGAAGAGGGAAGCAUUUUAUCACAUUUUUGAUACUUCCUGGAUGCAAAAUGGUACGUUUUUUGCCACUGGAUCAGGUCCCCACUGUACUGUGUCUUCCCAAGUUUGAUCUCAUUCCUUUUGCGUCUUUGUCCACCUAAACGUCGGGUCUAAUUGCCUCCAAAAUGCCGUCUGAAGUAGCUCAACGCAUGUGUUGUUUGUUUUCCUCCCCCCAUUCCCGCAUAAUUGACAAUAUUUUUUACGCCAAUUAAUACCAAUUCCGAGGGUUCGAUUCCGCCCGCUUCCCGGCGGUGGUGGAGCGUAGAAGUUGAAAUCGAGAGGCGAAACCAGAUGCGAGAAGUUUUAUAAUUUGUCGACGACCAAUUUUCGCGUUGAAGCGUCGUUUGUGGGGGGAGAAAGGCGCGCGAUUUCCGGAGGAUUCCGCGCCUUCGGGCUGCGCAACGUGACAUUCGCAGUUGAUUGCAGAAUUUCGGAUGGCUCGAAUUUUUUCCCGCGGAAUAUAGCGGCUUCUCGUUCGGGGACUUGGAGCAAUUUUUGCGCUUUUUCGGCGAUUUUAAGCGUCCACGGAAAAUUUUUUGGCCAUUUGGACGCGAGAUCCGACUGUUUUUGAUUUUCAAAGCGAUUUUUGGAAUCAUUUUCCGAAAAUUUGUGGUGAAAAUGAUGCGACGAUCUUCGCGGGAAAGGCGUGGGCCGAACAGAAAAAAUAGAAAAUCUCGUUUUUUGAAAGAUUUCCAAUCAAAAUCCGGUGGAAAUAUGUGCCCAUCGUACUUUGAUCGCCUCCGAAUUUCUCAAUAAUUGUUUCUGCGGUUUCAUUUCUCCCGGAUGGACUUUGCGGUUUGUAAUUUUUACAUCGGGUCAUUUCGAGUGCAAGCCUUCAAUUUGUUGUUUAUCCAAAGUUUGUUUAGCACUUUUGCGUUAAGGAAGUAGAAACAAAAAUUUUGAUCAAAGAAACGGCAAAAAAAUUGAUCAAAAUUUUGAUUCUAUAGCGAAUAUAGGUGUAGAAAACCCGGGAAGAUUGCAUUUUGCACGUCUUAGAAUAGGAUACCAUUGGGAAGUUGCAAAAAUUCCAGCCAAGAACGCGCCAUUUUUAAUCACAAAUCAAAUUUCCCGACUUCCAAAGUCAUUAAUUAUGUGAAGUAGAUUUCUUCCAAAAAUUUCGACGACCUUGGAUCGUUGGUGGGAAAGAGAAACGACCCCAAGGCAUCAAAUUUUUAUUUUUUUUGUUGGUUUUAAACCGUCCGCUUCCGGUCCAGUCGGCCGGCGAUCCAAAUUGGGGACGCUGAUCUGGAAGGAAUCCAAAUUUUGCGCUGGGAAUUGGGAAAAUGAGCUAAAAGCUGUCGAACAAUGGCUUUUUGGGGGUUUGAGGAGAUUUUUAGAAUCGUUGGGCCAUGGUUUUUGUAAUUUUUUUGAACUUUUUGAUGGUAGAAAUAAAAAUAGAAGCUCCGGUUUUCAAGUCUCAUAACUUGUUGAAGAGUAAUUGUUCUUCGUUUGGGUUUUGUGGGCAUAUAAAACACACUUUUGUCCCCUCCGAAACUUCCCAACUGUUCGGCAAUUUGAUGACGUUGAACGUGCGAAAUACACAUAUCAGAAACAAACUUGUAGAGAUUACAGCGCGCGAGAGGGUGGAGAAUUGUAGUUCCAGUGGGUUUGUUUGUCACGUAACAACGUGGAAUGAGGAUCCGGCUCGGAUGGGCGCCAACAUGAGCAUUCUCUCCCAAUUCUGGUAAUAUUUUUGGUGAUGAUUAUUGGCGGGUAUAAAGCGGUUAUUUUGUUGAUACAUGUCGCUCACUGUGCGCUUAGUUUUGCUUCUUGUGCUUUGAGACAACGGGUGUGUAAUUACGGAGGUCGGGUUGUCAUGAUUCGGGUCACGUUUCGGUUUAAACCCGAUUGUUUUAGGGUGUCCGACGGGUUGAAAGUUAAUUUGGAAGGUUGUAAACUGCAGGUACUGGAAGGAGCUAGAAAUUUCGAUGCUGAAAUCCGAUUGAAAAGCUCCCAUAAUGUUGAUGGAAUCUUUUCAGUCGGAUUGGAGCGUUGAAAUUUUUAGGCAAGAGCUAAAAACUCAAUAAAAUUUAGUUUUUAUAGAGUGAAUCUUGGAAGAAAAUUGAAAUUCCGAUGCUCAAAUCCGAUUGUAAAGAUUUCAUAACACUUGAGGAAUCUUUUCAAUCGGAUUUGAACAUAGGAAUUUUGAUUUUCUAGCCGAAUAAUCGGCAUAGAACACAACAAUUAACGUGAAAUAUUCAAAAACGUCAAUGCAGAAUCGAAAGAAUGCUAAUUUUCUUUGUUUAUCAUUCCUGGCGGAUCUGAAAAAUAUUGCGAAAUGGUGUUUUAAAGUUAUUUCUUAUCCAGCGGAAGCAAAAAAUCAAAUUUUUUUGUUGUAACAAAAUUUUUCUUCAAGCUACAUAAAGAUGGAGCUGACCGAUUUUUAUAUUGAUGUAUGUUCAACGAGCAGAGAAAGCAUCCUGUAGCAUUGUUCUUCAGUGAUUUUAGACAUGAUUUUCACGUUAAACAAACUCUUUUCGGCAUGAAAGUCCGAUUUUUAGGGGUUUUAUGUCGAAAAAGUUUGUUAUACAGAGUUUUUUAGACAAUUGGGUGUAUAGUAGAGCCUGUUUCGAUCUCUUCUGCCCACUGAAUUGGUCAAUUAUAGGAAUGGUCGAGGAGUUUAGUCUCUUUGUUUGACCCAAAUCAUUUCUUUUUUUCUUUUCUCUUCUCCCUUUUCUGGUGGUGUGAUACGAAGACGCAAAAAGCGGCGAGCAGAAGAAUCAAAAAAAAAGUCAAAAUGGACUUUCCUAAAACGUAUUGUACGCACAAAAUUUUUUGUCUCCGUUCUUUGGGCCGAUCCCUUUAGGGCAAAGAAUGGGGAACUAAUCAAAACUUGGAGACCUUGGGAUUUUUUGAAAAUGGAUUUUAUUCUUUGAAAUUUUGGUAUUGUUUUUGAAAAGGCUAAAAAAUUAGGUGUGGUUUGGCGGAUAUUUUUAGGAGGUUUUAAUGAAUUUCAAUUCUUGAUCUUUUUUAAAAUUGAAAAUUAAAGAAAAUAUGGUAAAAUUGCCUCCGGCAGGAAACAAAAUUUUACAGUAAUCAUCCCACUGAUCUCUGAAAUAGGAAUAUUUCCCCCGAAGAGUCCCCAAAAAAUUAUGGAAUUUGGUUGUUUUUUCUCUCCGUGGUCCAAUAUCACCCCAGCCCCGCCCCGGAAUCAGGAGAAUAAAUGCUUAUCUUGCUGGUCUUAUUUUCAAGAAAUCUGUUAUCUGACCGCAGCCGUUCUUCCUGUCGUCCGUUCCUGCCCUCAGGCGAUUGAUAAGGAAGUUAGAAAGAGAAUAAAAUUUUCUUUGGUCUUGAAGCAGUUUAUAUUUUUAGCAAUCCUUUUUUGGGGUUUAUAAGGCUUUAAUUUUCGUUUUCUUGCCUCUAAAUGUUUGAAUUGACAGUUGCAACUUUUGAUUUUGAACUUUCGUUUUCUUUUUUUGAUCUUCAACCUUGUCUGGAAAAUUCUCGACCUUGGGAUAUCCUUCCUUUACGGUGCCAUAAACAGUCGAGAUUGUAACAUUGUUUUUGUCCGAUUCUUUAUUACUUCGAAACACUGCGCUCUCGGCUUCGAAACACACUACGAAUUUUGUUGAAAUCGAUCUAUGGUUUGUUACAGGGCACUUUUCAACCGAAGAAGCAGUUAAAUUUUACAAGCAGUAAAAAUUUUGUUUUCUCCGUUGAGGGAAAAUUCCAGCAAAUUUUCGCAAACUCUUUGCUCGGAACCCGUGUUUUGCAACGGUCGAAGUGAAAACUUGGCAGUUUUUUUGACGCAGCGUUUGGAAAGAUCGCAAUCAGUGAGGAAUGGGGGACCUAACUCGACAAAAAGUGACAACUUUUUGACUUGCAGAACAAUGUUUUUGCUUUUUUGGUAAAUUUUUAGACUUCGAUUUUUCUGAAAAAGCAUUUUUAAAGGUUGAAAAAACUUUUGAGGUGAAAAAUUACAAUGGGUGAAGAAAAAGUGACUUUGGAGCGCGCUUCAUUUUGAUUAAGUCGGAUUUAUACCCUUUGUCUACUAAACAGCUAGCCCAAUGGUUGGAUUGGCCUGCAAACCUUAUAAAUCUCUGGCCAAAGGGUUGGAUUUGCAGCCAAGGCAUCUAAAUGACUUGCCAAAAAGCUGGAUUGAGAGCCUAAUCAUCUGUUUGUGAUUUUUAUGCCAAUCCAACUCUUUUGCCAGUCGUUUAGAUGAGUUGGCGGCGAAUUCAACUCUUUGACUAGAGAUUUAUAAGAUUUACCGGUCAAUCCAACCCUUGGGCUUGCUGUUUAGUAGAUUUAAAGGCUAUAAAUUCGAUCUGCCGAGAUGAAACGCAAUCCAAAGUCACAUUUUCUUAACCAAUUGUAAUUUGUCACCUCAAAAGUUUUUUCAACCUUUAAAAAUGCUUUUUCAGAAAAAUCGGAGUCUAAAAAUUUAAAAAUUUGCCAAAAAAGCAAAAACAUUGUUCUGCAAGUCAAAAAGUUGUCAGCUUUUGUCGUGUUAGGGUUUUCCCGAGUAAAAUUUCUCGUCCAAUUUACUGAUUUUGGAAAUUUUCAUUCUGUGAAAAUGUCCUAGCAAGAUUUUUUUGGAUCCCAUGAAACUCAUGCCAUUCUAUUUUGAUUUUCUCUGGGAGAAAACCAGACAUUUUUUUGUUUUCUCGAUGUACUUUUCGAGUGAUAGCCCGAGCCAUGCCCGCUCGAGAAAAUUUUUUCGAAAACUUCAGAAUGCCGUUUCUCCCAAAGUCGUAGUCGUUUCAACGUUUGCGGUUCUCAAAAUCACGCCAUUUUUGGGGUUUCGCGGACGCUGAGCGUUGCUGGAAUGCCCAUUGUGACGUCGAAAUCCCCCUUCAAACCAUAGAUCUCUCACAUGACUGACCUUUUUUUUCUCUCUCUGCCUUUUCUCGAACCCCCUCGCAUUGUGGGGAUGGCAUUCGCGAUCGAAUGGUCGCGCAAUCAGACGACGUUCAAUACAAAUUCGAGACGCCCCCGAGAGAUAGUAUCAGCAUCAGAACUGGUCGAGCCUUGUCGUCGGCGUUGCAGUUUGGCCCCCCGUUUGACGAACGGGUUGGCGCGGAAUUUUUGACGCAAAAAACGAGCAAACGCCGAAAUUCCGAGUGAAUUUUUGGUUUUUUUCGCUGAAUUUUUGCAUUUUGAAACCUUUAAAGGCUUGUUCACCGAAGUGUUAUUGAAUUUUACAAUGAAUUUUGGCUGAAUUCGGCUCAAUUUUGGUCGUUUAAGCCUGUUUUAUUCAAGUUUUAUCAAGAAUUUGCUGCUUUUUUUUGGAGUGACUCAAACACAAAAAUAGAAUGUUUGUGGUCAGAGGAGUUGCGUCAGACGCCCCUCGGAUCACGUGAUUCGCAUUAAAUGGACUUUGAAUGGGUUGAUUUUGUGAGGUGAUAAAAAAUAUCGAAAAUUUGCGGCAGAAUGGAGUUAAAAUUUGGAAAAAUUUGUGUUCAAUUUGAAUGUUGUUGAUGUGUUCAUGUAUUUUGUUUCAAUGUAAUUUAUUUGUAUUUUAUUUUGACUUGCGUUUUGUGAAGUUUGAAGUGGAGAUUUUGACCCUCUAACCACGAUUUUUUCGACGAUUUUUGAAGGCUUUUUAACUGUGAUUUUGGCGUUGCAGGCAACUGAAAGGAGUCGCUCCCCCUGUUGCCGAGAUGACCGGGCCCACAACAUCCAAAAUGCAGACCUUCCGCAUCAGCAAGACGGAGAAUUCGCAACUCGACCAACAGAGCCAGACCUACGCCACCAUCGAGGACUACAUCAGAGACACGGUCCUCGACCUGGAGAAGGCCAGACCCAUCAAAAAAGUGAGGUUUGAAUUGGAUUUGCGGCGGAUUUGCAGCUGAUUUGAAAAAUUUUUAGAGGUUUCACAGUGUCGGAUCUGAUCCAUUGGCAAAAAAAGUACCGUUUUGCAUCCGGGAAGUAUAAAAAAUGUGGCAAAAUGCCUUCCUCUUCAAGUGAAAAAACUCCGUUUUGAAGGGCUCCCUCACAAAAAGAGCGGGAGCACCUUUGAAAUCGGAGUUUUUCACUUGGAGAGUGAGGCAUUUUACCACAUUUUUGAUACUUCUCGCAUGCAAAAGGGUACGUUUUUUGCCAAUGGAUCAGGUCCCCCACUGUAGGACUGGAAUUGGACAAAAUUUUUUGAUCAUUUUUGGCAAUUUUUAAUAUUUUUUUUUUAAAUUUUUUUACAGAAACACUCUAAAUAGCCUAAAAAUGAAUUUCUGAAAAUUUCAGCUAAUUUUUUCUUUGUAUUUUUUUUGAGAGAGCACGGAAAAUGAGGAGUCGGAGUGACAAAAAAUGUUUUUUAUUUUUUUUGCCCAUAACUUUGGGAAUUUUGGCCGGAAAAAAUUGAUUUUCAGCGGAAAUAUUAUUCACUUCGCCUACGAUUGUUUCUGAAAUUUUCAAAUUGAAAAUCGAAAAAAAAAAUUUUUUGACUUUUUCGGCUGAAAAAUAUCGAAAUUUUCUGCAAAUUGCAAGCUAAAAUUUUUUCCAUUUUUCCCAUGGCCUUUAGAAAAUUGCAUUCCAAAUUUGAGAGAAUUUCAGAGAGAUAAAAGGACACUUGUUGGUUUUUUUUCGGUUAAACUUGAUUUUUCCCCGGUUUAGGCACCUAAUUUUUGAUUCUCUCCAGAUUUUGGUGGCCACAAAUGGAAUCGCGGCCGUCAAGUGCCUGGUGUCCAUCCGCAAACGCAUGAUGAACCUCUUCAAAAACGACCGCAUCAUCAAAAUGGUGUGCAUGACCACGGACCAGGAGAUUGAUUCGCAGGCCGAGUACCUGAAAUACGCGGAUCACAUUGCGAUCGCGCCCGCCGGCGCCAACACCAACAACUACGCGAACGUCGACGAAAUCAUCUCCCAGGCCGUCCUGAACAACGUGGACGCGGUGUGGGCGGGCUGGGGCCACGCCUCGGAGAACCCGCGCCUGCCGGAGGAGCUGGCCAAACACAACAUCGUCUUCAUCGGCCCGCCGGCCGACGCGAUGUUCGCGUUGGGCGACAAAAUCGCCUCCACAAUCAUCGCGCAAACCGUUCAGAUCCCCACCAUCGAGUGGUCCGGCUCCGGACUCGUCGUCAACGACCCCGAAGACGCCCCCCAAGGCGCCACAGUCAACAUCCCCUCCGAACUCUACAAACAGGCCUGUGUCUACAAUGUGGAAGAGGGCCUGAAAUGCCUCAGAGAGAAGAAUAUCACAUACCCCAUCAUGAUCAAGGCCUCCGAAGGCGGUGGCGGCAAGGGCAUCCGCAAGUGCAACAACGACGAGGAAUUCCGCAUCAAUUUCCGUCGAGUUCAGGUGGGGGAAUAGGAUUUUUUGGGGGUUGGGGGAAAUUGGGCAAUUUUGGGGAUAUUUUUAGUCGAGGUUCGGAUUUUGAGAGUGAUUGGGCAAGAUGACUAACUUGGCCGGUUAUUUUGAUCAGGUUGGGAUUUGUCCGGGCAAGAUGAAAAAUUGGAAAAUUUUGGGGCAUUUUUAGUGGAGAUUUGGAUUUUAAAAGUGAUUGGGCAGGAUGACCAGCUUCGCUGGUCAAUUUACCCAAUUUAACCGGUCAUUUUGGUCAGGUUGGUAUUUGACCGGGCAAGAUCAAAAAUUGGAAAAUUUUGGGGUAUUUUUGGUCAGGAUUUAAAUUUUUUGUGUGAUUGGGCAAGAUGACCAACUUACCCAAUUUGACCGGUCAUUUUGAUCAAGUUGGGAUUUGACCGGGCAAGACCAAAAAAUGCAAAAUUUUGGGGUAUUUUUAGUGGAGAUUUGGAUUUUUUUAGUGAUUGGUCAAGAUGUCUAACUUGCCUAAUUUGACCGGUCAUUUUGGUCAAGUUCGAAUUUGACCGGGAAAGAUCAAAAAUAGGGAAAUUUCGGGGGUAUUUUUUGUCAAGAUUGAAAUUCUGCGGGUGAUUGGGCAUGAUGACCAAUUUGACCGGGCAAGCUCAAAAAAAUUUUUUCUUCCCCAAAAUUACUAAAAAUUUUGCAGACCGAAGUGCCCGGCUCCCCCAUCUUCCUGAUGAAGUGCCUAAUGAACGCGCGACACAUUGAAGUCCAGCUGAUCGCCGACCAGUACGGCCAAGUGGUCCCAUUCUUCACCCGUGAUUGUUCGAUUCAAAGAAGAUGUCAGAAAAUUAUUGAAGAAGCACCCGCCGGAAUUGCACCGAAAGAAGUUUUGAGGCAAAUGCAACAGGUAGGAAAUGGGGGUUUUUUGGGGGGAAAAUUUUAGAUUUUUUUUUUUUUUUUUUUUUUUUUUGGGAAAACGGGGUUUUUAAUGGAGAGAGAAAUGUUUUUUGAGUAAAGAAAGGUCUUUUUUCAUCGAGAAAAUGGCAUUUUUGGGUAGAAAAAGGCAGUUUUUAGGGCAAAAUGCCCGGAUUUUGGAUGAAAAUGGUGUUUUUCGACAUUUUCAAGCCCUUUUAUACAAUUUAGCAUGCCUAAAAUUACAUUUCAGGACGCAGUGAACCUCGCCAAAAAGGUGGGCUAUGUAUCGGCGGGCACGGUGGAGUACAUGUACCUGCCCGAAACAAAGAAGUACUACUUCCUCGAAUUGAACCCCCGCCUGCAAGUGGAGCACCCCUGCACCGAGAUGAUCUCCAACAUCAACAUCCCCGCCAUCCAGCUGCAAGUGGCGAUGGGCCUGCCGUUGCAUCGCAUCGACGAAAUCCGCCUGUUUUUCGGCAUGGACCGCUACGGCAAAAGCGCGCUGCCGGACGACCAGAUCCGCACCGACGUGAAUAUUUGCGUGAUUGCGGCAAGAAUUACGUCUGAAGACCCGUCGGACCAGUUCAAACCCGCCUCCGGCACCGUGAUGAACCUCCAGUUCCAGUCGAAUCAAAAUGUCUGGGGAUACUUUUCGGUGUCCGCCACCGGCAAGGUCCAUGAAUACGCGGACUCGCAGUUUGGACACUUGUUCGCAAAAGGCAGCACUCGGUAGGAAAAUGGGAAAUUUGAGGAUUUUUGGAUCUUUUGGGGAGAUUUUUAUAUUGUUUUAGAUGGAGGUGGCAAUAAAAAUUUAAAAUGAAUGUUUUGAAGAGGAGAAUGGGGAUUUUGAGGGUUUUUGAUGCGUUUUGAGCGCCUUGGGGCAUAUUGGGAAGAUUUUUGGGCUGAAAAAAUUUUGGGAAAUUUUUGAUUUUUUUUUUUGAAAAAUUUUUUUUUGGAAAAAAAUUUGGUUUUUUUUUUGAAAUUUUGAUCUAAAAAAGUUGGAAAAUUAAAGAAAAAGGAAGGUUAAAAUUUUUGAAAUGUGUAUUUGAAAGUUUUUAUCCGAGUUUUUGCAAUAAAAUUAAAAAAAUUUUUUUUUGAAAUUUUAAAAUUUUAAACUUUUUUUGUUUUUAAAAAGCCUCAAGGCUUUUGUAAGGUUAUUUUUUGACCGCUAAAUUUCAUAGAUCCCCCAGAAAAGUAAAAAAAUUGUUCUUUUUCCCCAAUUCUUUCGUAUUUUUAGUCACGAAGCGAUUGCGGCCAUGACCUGCGCCCUGAAGGAGCUGCGCGUCCGCUCCACGUUCCCCUCCCAAAUCAACUACCUGGUGGACUUGCUGAAUGACGAAGAAUUCCAACGAAACGACUUCCACACCGGCUGGCUGGACACUCGGAUUCAAAACAACAUCCAAUCGGUCCCCGAACUCCCUGUGAAUGUGACCCUGGCCGUCGGAGCGACGGUUAUUGGACAUGCCAAGAUUGCAGAGGUCUUUUCCAAGUUCCAGUCGGCUAUUGAGAGGUGAGAGGGGAAAAUUUUUGGAAUUUUUUGGAAAAUUUUUUUUUCAAAAUUUUUGAACAAUUUCUCGGUGAGCAACAUGCAGAUUGCCCUGAAAUUUUGCCCAUUUAUUUUGUGUAGCACGCAUGUAAAGCGGUGAAAAUUAUGGCUUUUAGUUUCCUGCGGAAGCCGAGAUAUUCGGAGGUUUUGCGAGAGAGCAUGUUAAAAGAGGAGAGUCGGGCAGAGAAAAAUGUUUGUUUUUGCGGGUAUCUCUGUGGAUUGUGCACGGAUAAAGGUGAUUGUUUGUGGGAAUGCUGUGUAUAUCAGGUGUAGUUGAACCAGAGAUUUUUGGCUAAGAAAAUGAAAAAAAAAUUUUGAGAUUUUUUGAUUUUUCGGGAUAAAAAUGUUGAUGGAUUUUGCAAUGUGUGAGCCAAAAAAUUUGGAUGUGGUUUGUGGAUUUUUUGAGUGUAUUUUUGGUAGUUAAAAUGAAAGGAAAGUUGAUUUUUUUUUGAGAUUUUUCAACUUGAUGGCUAACAUUUUUUUCAUUUUUUACCCUAUAUUUUUGCUUCCAGAGGCCAAAUUCUCCCCACCUCCGAGCUCACCGAAACCUUCGAGCUGGAACUGGUCCACAACAACGUGAAAUACUCGGUGCUGGUGAACCGCUACGGCCCCAUCAACUUCCUGGUCAAGCUGAACAACAGCGAGAUCUGCACGGAGGUCCGCGAACUCGGUCACGAGUCGCUGCUGGUCACCUACUCGGACCAGUCCUACACCUGCCACCUGGAGGAGGAAAUCGAGCGCUACAAGGUGAACAUUGGCCGCUCGCUGACCAUCUUCGAAAAGGAAAACGACCCCUCGGUGUUGAGGUCCCGAAACGCCGGCCGCUUGCUCCAGUACCUCGUCAAAGACGGGGAGAUGGUGGAGAAAGGCGAAACGUACGCUGAAAUGGAGUCCAUGAAGAUGGUCAUCAAUUUGGAGGUGAAGAAGGCGGGCGGAAGACUGGUCCACGUCGCCAGACCCGGCCAGGCCCUCUUCCCCGGCACGCUGAUUGCCCGCCUGGACGAUCAGGGAGACAUGACCAGCGCCCGGCCCGAGGAAUUCGAAGACGACUUUGACGAAUGGAACCAGGCCGAGGAACGCAAACAGCUCGGCAAAGUUCGGUUGAAUGUGAAAUUCGAACAACUCAUGCAGGUAAGAGCGGAAUUUGGGGGUUUUUUGGGUUCGGGAAAUGGAAAUGUGUCAUGAUGACGGGUUUUUUGGACAUGGAAAAGGUUGAUUUUGAUGUAAAAGAAAUUUUUUUUUGGAAAAUGUGUUAUGAUGACGAGUUUUUUGGAAGUAAAAAAUUUUUUUUUUGAUUUUUUUUUGGAAAAUAUGUCAUGAUGACGAGUUUUUUGGACAUGGAAAAGGUUGAUUUGGAUGUAUGAGAAAAAAAAUUGAUUUUUUGGAAAAUGUGUCAUGAUGACGCAUUUUUUUGGAAAUUUCGGAUAUUUUUUCACCUUAAUUAUUCGGUUACCCUAAAGUAAAUUUUCGAAAAUUUAAUUAUUUUUUGAUUUUAUAAUUGUCAUGAUGACACAUUUUUUGGAAAAAAUGGUCGUGAUGACUGUUUUUUUGGAAUUUUGCAAAUUUAUUUUUGCAUGUCCAAAAAGUCAUUCCCAUAUUUUAGAGCCGAAAUUAGUGAAAAUUUUUAUAUUUUGACGGAAAAAUGUCAUGAUGACGGUUUUUUGGAAAAAAAUCCGUCAUGAUGACGUAUUUUUUUGAAAGUUGAAUUUGAUGCAGAGCACCUCAAAAUGUAUUUUAAACGUCAGAAAUUUUGAUUUACACGCUGAAAAAUCGGUUUUUCAGGCCUGCAAAGACGUGCUGGACGGCUACGCGGUCCCCGAAUCGCUGUUCGAGCAGCGCAAAAAAGCGCUGGUGGACGAGCUGUUCGCCAUCCUCGAGGACCAAUCCCUGCCCUACACACUGUUCAAGGUGAUGCUGAACGUGGUGGAGACGCGCAUCAACAAGAUCGGCACCUACAACAAGAUCAAGGAGCUGAUCGCCAAGGAGAACAUCGAGUUCCCCGCCCAGGAGCUGGCCGAGGAAAUGGAAUCCUACAUGGCGACCCUGGAACCGAGCGCCGCCGCCGUCGACCAGCAGUAUUUUGACCCGCUGCUGAACAUCUGCGACAAGUUCCGCAGCGGCCUGAAGGGACACAAGAGAUUGGUCGUGGAGGAGCUGCUCAACGCAUACCAUCAGACCGAAACCCACUUUCAGGAAGUCUCCUAUGAUAAGGGAGUCAAUAACAUCAAGAGCAUUGUGAGUUGAAAGUUUUGGAUUUUGAAGAUUUAGGGGAGUUUUGAAAAAAAUUUUUUUUUGGGGGGGGGGGGCAUUUGGUCGAUUUUUAAAUAUUUUUUUAUCUUUUUUGGUCGAUAUUUCCUAAAAAAAAGUGAAAAAAUUAGGACUGUGGUCGAUUUUUUAUGAUUUUUUGGUCGAUAUUUCCUGAAAAAAUUUUUUUGGGGUCGUUGGUCGGUUUUUUAAAAAAGAAAUUUUGGUCGAUAUUUUGUGAAAAAAAGCUUUUUUUGGGGUCGUUGGUCGAUUUUUAAAAAAUUUUUUUGGUCGGUAUUUCCUGAAAAAAGUUUUUUAGGGCUUUGGUCGAUUUUUGUUGGAUUUUUUUUGUCGAUUUUUUAGAUUUUUUGGUCCAAAUUUGCCAAGAAUUUGGGAUAGAAUUUUUUUUCUAUACAGUAUUUGAAGUCUAUUGCCCAUAAUUUUGAAAAACAGGGACCCUUCCUCCACAGAGAAGAGACAAAAAACGUAAAAAAAAGUGGGUAAGGGGGGACCAAGGUGAUAUUUUGUGCCGUCUAUUGACCAAAAAAUUGUGAAAAUUCAAAUUUGUAUGUUUUUUCGUCGAUUUUUUUGGCCGUAAUUUAUCAUAGACAUGGUUGAAAAGUGUUGUUUUUGGUUUGAAAAAAUUUUUUUUUUUUUUUUUCUUUUUUUUCGGACGGAAAAUAUCAAAAAAUAGAUUUUUUGGGAUUUUUUGGUCUUUCGAAAAAAAUAAAUUAAAAAAAAAUUUUUUUGAUUUUUUUUUUUUUUUUUUUUUUUUUUGAGUUUUUGAGUUUUUGGCUGUCAAAUUUUUCGAUUUUUUCAGGAAUCCAACCCUCAAGCCGUGGUGCGCAAGGUCUAUUCGCACACGCGAAUCCGCGCCAAGAACGAGCUGCUGAAGGAGAUCAUCCGCCGCCUGGACAACGCGAUGAUCAUGGACCUGCAGAAGCCACUGAAGAAGGCCGCCAACCUGUUCAACAAGGAGAACGAGCCGUUGGCCCUGUUCAUCCGCGAAACGUUGAACAAAAUCCACCAGAACCGCGACUACGGCCAGAUUUACGCGGCCGUGUCGCGCCGCUCCUCCGAAAAGUCCCUCCAAGACUUGAUCAACAAGCCGAACAAGGACAGUGUGAAAAUUUUGGACGAGUUUAUGACCAAAGCGAGCGAGAAUCAGCUCGUCCUCCACGAGUUCUUCUUCACCAGCAACAAGCAGACCAACUCGUACGCCAUCCGCAUGUUCAUCCGAAAUACGUUUUAUAUAAAUGAUAAGGACAUCAAGGAGAUCCCAAUUGACAUCAAACAGAACACCGCGGUCUUCAAGUUUGAGUUGAGCGAGGACACCCCGCUCUUUGAACAUCAUCAUGCAACGAACAAAAGAGCCGUCUACUUUUUGAGUGUGCUCCCGGAAUUGGAUUUGUUGAAGUCGGAGCAGCUUUUGAACAUCCUCAAGGUAAAAAUUUUUGAUUUUUUUGAAAUUUUUAUUUUCAUAAUUUUUUUUGAGAUUUGCCCAAUUUUAACGGUCAAAUUGAAUUUGCCCAAGUUGACCGGGCAAAUUGGUCAUGAUGACCGGUAAAAUUUUUGAUUUUUUGAAAUUUUUAUUAUGAAAAAAUUUUUUUUUGAGACUUGCCCAAUUUGACCGGGCAAAUUGGUCAUGAUGACUGGUAAAAAAAAAUUUUUAUUUUUGAAAAGACGAAAUUUGAUUUUUAAAAUUUUGCCAAUCUGCCCGGGAAAAUUGGGCAACAUGAUCUUGACCGGUCAAAAUUUUUUUUUUUUUUGACACCCAAAAUUUGAGUUUUUAAUUUGCCCAGUUUUACCGGUCAAAUUGGGCAAGAUUACCAGUCAAAUUGGACCUGAUGUCUGGUAAAAAUUUUUAUUUUUUGAAGCCAAAAUUCCAAAUUUUUUUAAUUAGGAUUUUUAAAUUUGCCCAAUUUGCCCGGUCAGGUUGGGCAAAUUUAAUUUGACCGGUCAAAUAGGUCAUGAUGACCGGUAAAGUUUUUUGUUUUUUAAAAGCCAAAAUUUGAGUUUUCAAUUUGCCCAAUUUGACCGGUCAGCUUGGGCAAGAUGACCGGUCAAAUUGGACAUGAUGGCUGGCCGAAAAUUUUUGUCUUUUAGAAGCCAAAAUUCCAAAAUUUGAAUUUUUCAUGUACUCAAUCUGACCGGUUUUUGGGCAAAUUGGUCUUUACCGGUCAAAUUGUAAUUUCUACUUGUUUCUAAUUGAAAUUUUACUUUUUUUCUCUUCAGAAAAACGUCGAACCCCAAGCCCAGAACACGUUCCUGUUCGUCGCCCUGCCCACCGGCCAGAACGGCUACGCGCAGUUCGCGAAGUACGCGGAGAAGGAGCUCCGCCGCCGAGCGAAGGAGCUCCGCAACGAGGUAGCGGAACGCCUCCGAAGCCACGGCUCCGUCGACCUGAUGAUCUCCAGAGCCGGCUCGCCCCCUCUCUACACCCAUUAUGACUUCUCGUCCAAUGAAAAGCUGGAAAUUUUCCGAUUACCCGAGGAAAUCGUGGACAUCUCGGUGGAGAAUAGCCCGUACUUACUGUUCAAACACAAUGUCGGAAGAAUCUCGAGGAUUUUUGUGAGAUACUUGCUCAGAGACGUGAAAGCAGUGGUCAAACCGGAGAAGUAUUCGAAUCAGAGGUGGGAUUUUUGAUUUUUUUCGGGAUUUUUGGGAAAAAAUAUUUAAAAAAAUUUGUUUUGAUUUAAAAAAAGUUUUUUUUUUUUGAUUAAAAAUUAUAUUUUCCGAAUUUUAAGUAUUUUUAAAAUUAAAAGAAAAGUUUUUGAUUAAAAAAUAUCUUUUUUUUCGAAUUUUAAAUAUUUUUUUGAUUUAAAAAUAUUUUUUUUUCGAUUUUUAAAUAUUUUUUUCGAAUUUUAAAGAUUUUUUUUGAUUAAAAAUUAUUUUAAAAUUAAAAAAUUUUUUCUUCGAUUAAAAAAUAUUUAUUUUUUUGAAUUUUAAAUAUAUAUUUUUUUUUUGGAUUAACAUUUUUUUUUAUUUUUGUUUUUAAAAUUUUUUUCUAAUUUUAAAUUUUUUUCUAAUUUUUUCCCCAUAAAAAAAUAUUUUUCCCAAAAUUAAGCGAUUUCCCCAAUUUUAAAUAUUUUGUUUUGAUUUUUAAGAAAUAUUUUUUGAUUUAAAAAUGUUUUUUCCGAAUUUUGAAUUUUUUUCGAAUUAAAAAAAUAAAAAAAAUAAUUUUUUUUCUAAAAAUUUUUUUCCCAAAAUUAAGCGAUUUCCCAAUUUUAAUUUUUUUUUUUUUUUUUUUGAAUUUUAACUUAAUUUUCCUCCAAAUUUUCCAGACGUCUCGACCUGCUCCAAGAGAAACUGGUCGACGUGAUCGACGGCGCAUGCGGCGAACUCCGCGUCCAGGUGGCGGCCAACACGACCAGCAAACGGGACAAGAACCGCGUCUACUUUGACUGCCACCAUCUGAUGAUCACGCUGGAAUACGACAGCCGCCUCGACACCACCGAAGGCUUUUGGCGCGCGGCCGAAGGCGCCCUGCAUCAGUGCGAACAGUACUUGAUCCGCAACCGAAUCACCGAAGUGGAGAUUGUGUAUCAAGAUACUAGUGGGCUGGCGUCGACGAAACGCUCGCCCGGCUCGGUCCGAGUGAUUUAUUCCAACGAAACGGGCACUAUCAGCGAUGUGGGCGUCUACAGAGUCGUGGGAAAUGAGCUGGUCAGCAUCAGAGAGGGAUUUGCGAGGUUCUCCGGCCAAGACGCCUACGCCAAACAUCGGGAAAUCGAAAGGGUCAAGGUCCAGGAAAAAAGAUACCAAGCCCGAGAACAGAACACCACAUAUGUAUAUGACUUCCCCGUAGUCAUUGCCAGAGCUGUUCUCGACCUCUGGAAACGAUAUGAAGUCACGGACCCGGUCUCCUAUCAAAAGGUCUUCAAUAAACUGAGGGGAGACCUGCAAAUGGCCAUCAAGAAUGGAGACAGCAGACCCGUCGCUAUUGCCCAUGAACUUGUCUUGGAUGAGGAAGAGGGAGAAAUUGUGGUGUUGGGUGGGUAUAAACAGAGUUUUUUUUUAGGGUUUUGAGUGGAGAAUUUGAGAAUUUUGGCGGUGUGGGGGGAAUUUUUUGACUUUUUUUUUUUUUUUUUUUUUUUUUUUUGAAUUUUGAAUUUUCCACGAAAAUUUUUCUGAUUUUUUAAGAUAAAAAAUGCGAUUUUUUGUCCGAAAAAUGAUUUAUUUUUUUUUUUUAUUUUUUUUAUUGAAUUCGUUUUUCAAAUUGUAGACAGGGGGUUUUUUAGGGGAAAUUUUUGAUUUUUUGGGAAAAAUUUUUUUUGAUUUUUUGAAAGGAAAAUUUGUUCUUUUUGUAAAAAAAAAGAUUUUUCUGGCAUUUUUUUAAAAUAAUUAAAAUUUAAUUAAACUUUAUUUUUCAAAUUGCAGACAGUGGAUUUUUUAGGGGAAAUUUUUGAUUUUUUGGGGAAAAUUUUUUUGAUUUUUUUGGCGUUUUUUCGAAAUUUUUUAUUGAUUUUUUUUUAUUUUAGGCGGAGUUUUUUUUGUGGAAAUUUUGAUUUGUUUUGGUACAAAAAAAAGAUUUUGAAUAGAAAAAUGAUUUUUUUGAAAUUUUGAAACGAUUUUUUUUGUUUUUGAUGAAAUUUUCGAUUUUUUGAAAAAUAUUUUCGAUUUUUGGCAGAAAAAUUUUAUUUUUUAAUCAAAAAAAAUUUUUUUUUUAAUUUUUGAUUUUGAAAAUCUAGGUUUUUUUUACAUUAUUCUAGUUGAAAAUUGCAUCUUUGUCUUUUUUUCGGACCAGAAAAUUCAUGGUGUUACUGCAAAUUGCGAUUUUUGGGCAAAAAAAAAAUUUAAUUUUUGAUUUUUUUAAAUUUUUUUUCAUUUUUUUUUUAAAUUUUUUUAAAUAAAUAAUCGCUGAUUCCAGACGACAAACGCAUGCUGGAGCGCAGCACGAACGGCACGAACGAGCGCGGCAUGAUCGCGUGGGUGUUCGAGCUGCACACUCCCGACUCGCCGGAGGGCAAGAAGAUUGUGGUGAUCUCGAACGACAUCACGCACCAGCACGGCUCCUUCUCCAUGGCCGAGCAUCGCCUGUAUCAGAAGGCGGGCGAGUUCAGUCGGGCCCAGAAAUUGCCUCGACUUUAUAUCGCCUCCAAUUCCGGAGCCAGAAUCGGAUACGCGGAGGGCGUCCGAGCCAAGAUCAAUGUGGGAUUUGUGGACGAAACGAAGCCGGAAGAAGGCUGCAGCUACUUGUAUAUCAAGCAGGAGGAUGUGACACCAGAAAUCUUGAGCCAAUUCGAAUAUACGAGACUGGGAAAUGGCGAUUACAGGAUUAAUCAUGUGAUCGGGAAGGAGCGCGAUAUCGGCGUCGAAAACUUGGUCGGCUCCGGCCUGAUUGCCGGCGAAUCCUCGCGGGCCUACGAAGAAAUCCCCACGUAUUGUUUGGUGACCGGCAGAGCCGUGGGAAUCGGCGCAUACGUCGCCAGACUCCUCCACAGAGUCGUCCAGGUCGACAACUCCCAUCUCAUCCUCACCGGAAACAAUGCGUUGAAUUCCCUGCUUGGCAGACACAUUUACACCUCGAAUGGCCAACUGGGCGGCCCACAGAUCAUGUACAAGAAUGGAGUGUCGAAUGUGGUCGUGCAAAGUGACCUAGAGGGCGUCAGAGAGGUCCUCCGACAAAUGAGCUACCUCACAAGCCAAAUUGAACAAGACGAUGGCGAAAGGGAUGUGGAAUCGAGCCCCAGGAAAGGCCCCUACGAUGUGAGGCAGGUCCUGGACUGCCCAGAAGGCGGCCUCUUUGACCACGGCUCCUUUGAAGAGACUGUAGGCGGAUGGGCCAGAACUAUUGUGUGUGGAAGAGCCCGGCUCCGCGGACUCGCCGUCGGCGUGGUUUGCACGGAAACUAAUACUGUUGAAUUGGAAAUCCCCGCGGAUCCGGCCGCCGCCGACUCACAAUCCCGCGUCGUACAUCAAGCCGGACAGGUCUGGUACCCGGACUCGGCUCACAAAACCUCGGACCUCAUCAAUGAUUUUAACAGAGAGCAUUUGCCCUUGAUUAUCUUGGCAAACAUCCGCGGCUUCUCCGGAGGCCAGAAAGACAUGUACGAGAUGGUCCUAAAAUUUGGCGCACAAAUCGUCGACGCCCUACAACAGUACACCCAGCCCGUGAUUGUCUAUAUCCCACCGUAUGGCGAGCUCAGAGGCGGCGCAUGGGCUGUUCUGGACACCAAAAUCAACCCCACUUGUAUCACCAUGCUGGCUGACCCACUCGCCAGAGGAGGCGUCCUAGAACCCAGUGGAAUCGUGGAGAUCAAGUUCAGACAACCGCAGUUGUAUGCGUUGAUGAGGAAAGACGAUCAGCUGCUAAGAGAACUGGAGGAAAAGGCCGCGGAUUCCACCCUGGAUAAAGUGGAAAAAGCAGCGGCUGCGGCCGCCGUGGAAAAGCGAAGGGAAUUGCUGACUCCGACCUAUCAUGCGGCUGCGAUUAUGUUUAGUGAUAUGCAUGAUACCACACCGAGAAUGUUGGCCACUGGGGCGAUACAUGUACGCUUUUUUUUGGGGGUUGAUUUUUUAGUUUUUUUUAGUUUUUGGGGGUUUUUGAGGGAAGAUUGGGAUUUUUUGGAGAAAAUUGACGAAAUUCAGAGGCUCUGGAUAUGAAGGGUACAAAAAAAAUUUUCGAUUUUUUUUUUUUUUUUUUUGUUUUUUUUAUGAUAGAAGUAAGGUUGUAAAGGGAAAUUAAGAGUUGAUUUUUGGUAUUUUGGAGAUAAAAUUGGAGAUUUUUUUAAAAAAUUGGGACAUCAGGUACCCUUGAAAAAAAUUUUCGAAAAAUGCUUUAGGGCCGGUCCUAAAUUUUUUUUAAUUUCGGGAGUUUUUUUUUUUUAUUUUUCUAGCCCUUCCGCAAAGUCGCCGGACCGAUUUUUGCCGUUUUUUUUUGAAAAUUUUGAAUUUUUUUGGUGUACAUUGAAAAAUUUGUGACGUACAGUGGCGGACCUGAUUCAGUGGCAAAACACGUACCAUUUUGCAUCCGGGAAGUAUCAAAAAUGUGGCAAAAUGCUUCCUUCUUCAAGUGAAAAAACUCCGAUUUCAAAGGCGAGCCUCUUUUUGUAAGGGAAAGGGCGCGCCUUUUUUGAGGGAGCCCUUCAAAACGGAGUUUUUUCACUUGGAAGGUGAGGCAUUUUGCCACAUUUUUUGAUACUUCCUGGAUGAAAUUGCUACGUUUUUUGCUACUGGAUCAGGUCCGCCGCUGUACGUCCCAAAUUUUUCAAUUUUCACCCAAAAAAAUUAAAAUUUCCAAAAAAAAGCAAAAAUCGGUCCGGCGACUUCGCGGAAGGACCAGAAAAGUAAAAAAACCCCGAAAUAAAAAAAAUUUAGGGCCGGCCCUAAAGCAUUUUUCGAAAUUUUUUUCAAGGGUACCUGAUGUCCCAAUUUUUUUCUAAAAGUGUCCUAUUUUAUCUUCAAAAUAAAUUUUUUUGGUCCCUUGGCAAAAUUAUUUUUUUUUUGAAAUUUUCACCCAAAAAAGAUAAAAUUUGCAAAAAAAAAUUUUUUUCUCGCAGCAAAAUUCAUUUUUUUUUUCAAAUUUUCACCCAAAAAAGUCAAAAUUUUCAAAAAAAGUUUUUUUCUCGCAGCAAAAUUAAUUUUUUUUUUCAAAUUUUCACCCAAAAAGGUCAAAAUUUUCAAAAAAAAAGUUUUUUCUCGCAGCAAAAUUCAUUUUUUUUUCAAUUUUCACCCAAAAAAGUCAAAAUUUUCAAAAAAAAGUUUUUUUCUCGCAGCAAAAUUCAUUUUUUUUUUACAAAUUUUUACUGGACGAAAAAGUUUUUCUCAUUUUUCUAAUUUUCCGAUUUCAGGACGAAGUGAUGUGGCGCGACGCCCGGAAUUACUUCUUCCACCUGCUCCAAGUCCAACUCUCCCUCUUCCGAAUGGCCCGCCGCUACGUGGCGGAGGCCCUGGGCAAGGAUCUCGACGACCUGAAGGUCCGACACCUCGAACAGGCCAAGAACUGGCUCCUGAACCACCUGAAUCAGAAGGGAAUCCGCUUCAAUCGAGCGGUCAAAGAGCCCAAAUACGAAGGCACCCACAGGAUAUACGAUUAUGAUGCCGAAAACUUGAUCAAAUACGAGGAAAGUGAAGAGUUUGCGCGAGAACUGCGAAGAUUGAAGUCGGAGAGGACACGACAGGCCAUUUUGAGGUGGGUUUGAGCGACUUUUUGGUGGAAAUUUGGGGAAAAUGAAGUUUUUUGAGGAUUUUUGAAAAAAAAAAAUUUUUGAGUUUUGUUGAGUUUGAGGUCUAAAAUUAUUUUUGCUGCCGAAGGAAGAGUUUUUCGACCGAUUUUUUGUUGGAAUUUUUAGGAAAAAUGAGGUUUUGUCAGGUUGAGGAUUUUUGAAUUUUUUUUUUUUUUUUUUUUUUUUUUUGAAUUUCGUUGAAUUUGAAGUCUAAUUUUAUUUUUUUUUGCUGCAGAAAGAGUUUUUAUACUGAUUUUUUGCUGGAAUUUUUCGAAAAAUUAGGUUUUUGAUGAUUUUUGAGAUAAAAAAUUCUUUUGAAUUUUAUCGAAUUUCAUGUCUAAAUUGAUUUUUUUGCUGCAAAAAGAGUUUUUCGACCGAUUUUUUUGUGGCAAUUUGGAGAAAAAUGAGGUUUUUUGAAGAUUUUUGAAAAAAAAUUUUUUUGAAUUUUGUUGAAUUUGAAGUCAAAAAUUAUUUUUACUGCUGCAGAAAGAGUUUUUCGACCGUUUUUUUGUUGGAAUUUUUUGGAAAAAUGACAUUUUUGAGGAUUUUUGAAAAUUUUUUUUUGAAUUUUGUUGAAUUUGAUGUUUAAAUUGAUUUUUUUUUGCUGCAGAAAGAGUUUUUAUACUGAUUUUUUGUUGGUAUUUUUCGAAAAAAGGUUUUUGAUGAUUUUUGACAAGGAAAGUACUUCUAUGGGGUGUGGAGUUACAGGUCGAGAUAUAUAUCAAAAAAUUCGCAAAAAUUUUCUGACUCAGAAUAUAUAAAAAUUAGCUGCCUAAUUUUGGUCUGAUGACAUGUUUUUGUCCUCGCAAGGGAAGUCACUUUUUUCGCAGACGGACUUUGGAACGGGACCUAGUAGGUUUCAAACGUGAAGCGUCUGCGAUGAUAAAACUGAUUUCCAAAAGUGUUUACGGGGCUUCUCGGCCGAGAAAAUCGACCGCAAAGUUUAGCCGAAAUGAGCGAAUAGCCUCCUCAAAAGAAACAGCUUAUUUCAUCUGCAGUGGUGGCCGAGUGGUCAGCGCGCUCGCUUUUUGCGCCAGAAGACGUGAGUUCGACUUCGGUCGUCUGCGGAUGCAUUUCUUUUGACCAUUGAAUCAAAUAGAGAGAUGCCGUUAACAUCACAUAUGCUAAUUAUUAGCAAUUUUUAAUAGAACACGAAUUUAGAAACUAUAUCUUCAUUAACCUAGCCCUGUUUUGACUUUACAAUAUUCAUGAACAUUCAGCUUUGAAUUUAUGUUUAAAUUACUGUAAAAAAUUACAAAAGUGUAUACAUUUUAUGUUUACAUACUAAAUCAAUAUUUAAGAACCAAAAAAGAAAAUAAACCGCGAAGAGGAUCGAACCCGCCUCUUCUGGCGCAAAAAGCGAGCGCGCUGACCACUCGGCCACCACCGCAGAUGAAAUAAACUGUUUCUUUUCAGAAAGCUAUUCGCUCAUUUCGGCUAAACUUUGCGGUCGAUUUUCUCGGCCGAGAAGCCCCGUAAACACUUUUGGAAAUCAGUUGUAUGAUUGCAGACGCUUCAGGUUUGAAACCUACUAGGUCCCGUUCCGAAGUCCGUCUGCGAAAAAAGUGACUUCCCUUGUCAGAAGUUUUCUCGCGACACCAUGCAAGUGUCUUUUUGACCGUGUUUUUACCAAUAAAAGAUUUUUGUUUUGUGCUAAAAUAAAUUCUGAGGCCUUGACAAGCCUUAAAAUAUCAAAUUAGAUUACAACUACACCUUAGAAGUAGUUCCAAUGUAAAAAAUGGGUUCUAGUGUGGCAAAACGAAUCGAACCCGUUCCCCUCGGAUUCCCAAUCUAGCGCUCUAACCACUCGGCCACACCGCUCUCUUCCGAAGGAAGAGACCAAGCGCGCUUUUGUUGCCGCAGAUUUUUUCCUCGAGAAAUACAUUUAUUGAUAAAACUCGUUGAUAGACCAAAAUUAGGCAGCUAAUUUUUAUAUAUUCUGAAUCAGAAAAUUUUUGCGAAUUUUUUGAUAUAUAUCUCGACCUGUAACUCCACACCACAUAGGAGCCUUGUGAGAAAAAAAUUUUUUUGAAUUUUUUUGAAUUUGAUGUCUAAAAUAAUAUUUUUUCAGCGACACUGACCUGCUCCGGGACCUCCUGACUUCCCUGCCGCGCAGCCAAAUCGAACAGCUCCUGAAGCGACAGAAAUAA
This is a messenger RNA of Bursaphelenchus xylophilus (pine wood nematode), 27971 nucleotides long. Lineage: Eukaryota; Metazoa; Nematoda; Chromadorea; Rhabditida; Aphelenchoididae. The record is from the annotation of a GenBank genome assembly.